This is a messenger RNA of Fragaria vesca subsp. vesca, 1601 nucleotides long. Its product is annotated as zinc transporter 4, chloroplastic-like. Bases 79 to 1323 code for a protein of 414 amino acids. Gene Ontology annotation, molecular function: zinc ion transmembrane transporter activity. The record is from RefSeq and is a predicted model, not a curated record. The transcript has 4 exons. NCBI's taxonomy places the organism in Eukaryota, Viridiplantae, Streptophyta, Magnoliopsida, Rosales, Rosaceae. Gene Ontology annotation, biological process: zinc ion transmembrane transport. Gene Ontology annotation, cellular component: plasma membrane.
AAUCCAAAUCGAUUCGAGAAUCGUGCAGUUCCAAUCAACCUCGACAAUUACAUAAACCCCCCACCACCUACGAUCCCCAUGUUAUUCCUCGAGGAUCUCUGGCUCUUCCUGGCUCCUCCUGAUUUCCCUCACAAACUCUCAGAGUCGUUAUCACACUACAUGGCGACCUCCGCCGCCUGCGAAACCGGCGAGUCGGAUUCCUGCCGCGACGAGUCGUCGGCGCUUAAUCUCAAGUUCGUCGCCAUCGCUUCUAUCCUUCUCGCCGGAGUCGUCGGAAUCGCCAUUCCUUUGAUCGGGAAGAACCGGAGGUUUCUCCGCACCGACGGCAGCCUCUUCGUCGGAGCGAAGGCCUUCGCCGCCGGGGUUAUUCUGGCGACGGGGUUCGUGCACAUGCUCUCCGGCGGUUCGGACGCGCUGAACAGCCCGUGCCUGCCGGAGUUUCCGUGGUCCAAGUUCCCAUUCUCUGGAUUCUUCGCCAUGAUGGCAUCUCUUGCCACCUUGCUCGUUGACUUCGUGGGCACGCAGUACUACGAACGCAAACAGGGCCUGGCCCGGCCCAGCGAGGCCCAAGUGAGGGUCGGGUCGGAUGACUCGGGUCUGGAGACGGGUAUAUUCCCGGCCCACAAGGAAGGGAAUGGGAUGAUGAUUUUUGGGGAGGAAGAAGGCGGUGGGAUGCACAUUGUCGGAAUGCAUGCCCACGCGGCGCACCAUGGACACAACCACGCUCAGGACGCGUGUGACGGCCACGUGGCCGAACCGGGUUUGGGUCAUGAUCACGGGCACGGGCACGCCCAUGGGCAUGGGCAUUCUCACGGGUUCGGUGAUGAUGACGAGGAUGAUGGUGUGCGGCACGUCGUUGUUUCUCAGAUUUUGGAACUUGGGAUUGUAUCACAUUCUGUGAUCAUUGGGUUGUCAUUAGGAGUGUCACAGAGCCCAUGUACCAUAAGGCCCUUAGUUGCAGCAUUGUCCUUCCAUCAGUUCUUUGAAGGUUUUGCACUUGGAGGCUGCAUAUCACAAGCCCAAUUCAGGAACCGAUCUGCGGCCAUAAUGGCUUGUUUUUUCGCCAUAACAACUCCACUAGGUAUUGGUGUUGGGAUCGGAGUUUCUUCAAUCUACAACCCGAACAGUCCAGGAGCUCUGGUCACUGAAGGCAUUUUGGAUUCCAUGUCUGCUGGUAUUCUGGUCUACAUGGCCUUGGUCGAUCUGAUUGCUGCUGACUUUCUGAGUAAGAGGAUGAGCUGCAAUUUCCGGCUUCAAAUUGUGUCUUACUGCUUGCUAUUUCUUGGAGCUGGGAUGAUGUCUUCACUUGCAAUUUGGGCUUAGGUUGCUCAUUCUUCCGCUUAAUGUUCUUUGUAGGCUGGCUGUUUGAGCUUAUAGUGAUGCAAGUGAGCAUUAAUUCUUUUCUGCUUGGUUCUUCCUAAAAGGGAGAAGUUGAGUGAGCAAGUGAGCUACUAGAUGUUGUAGAUUAGUAGGAUCUACAGCGUGUAAUGCAAUCUUUUAUAGUCUAUUCUGAAAUCUUGACCUGAUCAUUCGUAGUUUGGUUUUGAUGAGAAUAUACAAUAUUUCCACAGUAAACAGAUAUCCAAUUAAGCUAAAUUGCU